Sipha flava (yellow sugarcane aphid) is the source of this 1702-nucleotide messenger RNA. RefSeq names its product very-long-chain 3-oxoacyl-CoA reductase-like. Lineage: Eukaryota; Metazoa; Arthropoda; Insecta; Hemiptera; Aphididae. The coding region runs from base 110 to 1483 and encodes 457 amino acids. The transcript has 6 exons. The record is from RefSeq and is a predicted model, not a curated record. Gene Ontology annotation, cellular component: endoplasmic reticulum. Gene Ontology annotation, molecular function: oxidoreductase activity.
AUGUUUCCAUACGACAUUUGACAUUUCCGAUCGACGCCGCUUCAUUCUGUGUCAUUCCGAGUCGAGUGAUCGCGCGCGUCCAGUCUAUUCGUUCGUUUCGACCGUUCCGAUGGACUCUUGGUGGUGGCUGCUGCGUUGGUGCGCGGGCGACAUGAUGUGGUACGUGGGCGUAGCCAUGGUCGUCCGCCGGUGCCUGGUCCCGUGGGCCCUGUGGCUGGGACGUCGGGUCACGUGCUGGUGCCGGUACGCGCUGCCAUACAGCCGGCCACUACAGUCGUGGACGCCCACAUGCCCGUGCUGCGACGGCGUGAAUUUCGACGGCAUGGAAGGUCGCUGGGCCGUUGUGACGGGUUGCACAGACGGUAUCGGCAAGGAGUACGCACUUCAGUUGGCCGACCGACGGAUCAACGUGGCGCUCGUCAGUAGAAACUUGGAUAAGCUUCGGGCUGUGGCUCAUGAGAUACGCGAACGGCACGCGGGCGCCGUCCGCACACUAGUGGUGGCCGCGGACUUCACGUCUUCCGGUGGCACCGUCCCGCUGGACCGCACCUACGACGCGGUUCGCCGCGCACUGGACGGCCUGGACGUCGCGCUGCUGGUCAACAACGCCGGGCUGUCGUACGCGCGACCCGAACGGCUGCUCGACCUGCCGUCGUGCUGUUCCGGCACACCCACCUGCGGCGGUGUCGGCGACCCGUGCCGCGACGUGAUCGAGUGCAACGUGCUGGCCGCCGUGGCUAUGUGCCGCAUAGCAAUGCCGCUGAUGGACACCGACGCCGCGGACGGCCAACGGGACCGCGACCGCCCGGAUGUGGACGACGAACUGAAACCGUCGAAUCGAGGCCGUGGCGGCGUCGUCAUCAACGUGUCGUCCAUUUCGGCUCAUCUGCCGUGCCCGCUGCUAACCGUGUACGGAGCUACCAAGGCGUUCGUGGAGAAGUUUUCGAUCGAACUGGCGGCCGAGUACGACGGCGGAGCGGACGGGAAGCACGGGACGGCGCGGAGCCCGCGGAUCGCGGUCCGGUGCCUGGCACCCGGGUACGUGGCCACCAAAAUGAGCGGGAUCCGGCCCGGGACCACGGGCAACGUCGGGUGGACGCCGGUGCCGGGGCCGGCCACGUACGCGCGCCACUCGCUCCGAUCGCUGGGCUGCCAUUGCGGGUGCGGGCGGAUUGCGCGCCGCGGCCACGGGAUCGGCCACCGCAGGGACGAGACCGGGUGGCUGGCGAACGCGGCCGCCGCGGUGUUGGACUCACCGUCGUCGCCGUUCUCGAUCGGGCGCCCGGGCAUCGGCACCACCGGUUACACGGCGCACACGCUCACGGUGAUGGCGAUGAACGUGGCAAGAUGGGCUGUGGGUGACGCGUACGUGUCCAGAGCUGUGUGCCGCAUGAUGUGCCGAAACCGGGACCGGAUGGCGCGAAGGCAUGCAAAAGCGGCCAAGGACGCCGUGAGAGCCGUGCCGGAGCAACGGGAUCGAUGACGUCUCGAAAUUCCAACGGGUCCGGAGACUUCAGCGACACCAUCGGACACCAUCAGGGCGAUUAUCGGGGGCGUACCGACAUCCCGAUCGGAAAAUGUGCGCGAAAACCCAAAGAGUGUCGAUUAUUGUUCGGAAAAUUAUUGUCUUUACGUAGGUGCCAAAACUAAUUUGCAAUCACUUGGGAUUGGGUGUUUGAAAUAAAAUAAUUGUUUUUUCAUA